AGGUGUAAAUGAAAACUGUUUAGAAGACAAGUGCGCGUGCCCCUCCUUUUGAGGAAGACUGUCAUGUGACAACACAGAGGGCUCUUGAGGAGACACAGAAAAAGGGGGACAGACGCUCACAGACUUUAGCACACAGAGAAGUCCUGGUGAGACCAUGAGACAAGACUUUGAGAUUUUGAUUCUGUGCUGAAGUUAUAUGGACAGCAAUUCACAAACUCCUAAAACGAACGAAUGAAAGGCACUGCAUAGGCCUAACUUGCUCAAAACUUUUUACACGAAUAGAUUUUAACUGAAUGUCAACUGAAUUAUUAAGAUGUCUGCCUUUUCACUUCGGAUCAGUGUGAGACUUUCAACAAACUCGGAGUGUUCUGAAGAUAUUCAUCAUUGAACUCAAGGUAAUUCACUCGAGAAAAUGCCUCGUCCCGGAAGAAAUACGUAUAGCGAUCAGAAGCCGCCGUAUUCGUAUAUUUCGCUCACCGCUAUGGCCAUUCAAAGUUGCCCGGAGAAGAUGCUCCCGCUCAGCGAAAUUUACAAGUUCAUCAUGGACAGGUUUCCUUAUUAUCGGGAAAACACACAGCGCUGGCAGAACUCUCUUCGACACAACCUUUCCUUCAACGACUGCUUCAUCAAGAUCCCGCGGAGACCGGACCAGCCGGGCAAAGGCAGCUUCUGGGCUCUCCAUCCCAACUGCGGAGACAUGUUUGAAAACGGGAGCUUCCUGAGGCGCCGCAAGAGAUUCAAAGUGAUGAUCACCUCCGAGCACCUGCAAAAACACUCCGACGCGGCGCAGUACCUCCAGCAACAAACGAAACUCAGAAUGACCGCUUUAGGGACACAUCUACCUCAGAUGACCACCUACAACUUAAGCGUGUCUCAACCCUCCACUUUCAAACACCCAUUUGCCAUUGAAAACAUCAUUGCCAGAGAUUACAAAAUGCCAGGAAGCCAUGCUUUCUACAGCAUGCAGUCCAUGACAACGGGUUAUCAGAUACACAAUCAGUUGACCACGGCUUGGCCCCACAUGUAUAGCGGUAAUGUGAUAGAUGCUGAUUAUACUACUGCCUAUGGAGUACCACUCAAAUCCCUGAGUCAUGGCGCGCAAAGUUUUCCGGCGAUCCCUGUGCCAAUCAAACCCGCUCCAGCUUCGGUGGCGUCCAUCCCGGCGCUGCACGCGCACCUUCCAGCGUUCCUCUCCGGCUCUCCACAGUCCCUCAGCCCGACGUCUCCCGACCAGAGCAGCCCCGCCACACCGAGCCCGACCUCUCUGCUCCAGUCGGUCGCCGUGCGCUGUCAAGAGGUCACUUAAAACUUUCAGAGGCACUUCAAACUUUCCUUACACAUCCACCCUGAUUCACUGAGGCAAGACGAAAAAGAAAUUGCAGUAUAUAAACCAUCUUAUCCGAAACCUUUAAAAUGAUAGAAAGUGACUUUUUAAAAUUAAAUAUUCUGUUAAGUUUGCUUAUAGCUCAAUUUGUCUAUGGCAGAUCUGUCAUUAAUUUAGGCUACCUCAUAUACCUCAUAUCAAUGGUCAAGAAUCCUAUUGAAAAAUGCACAACGGACUAUGAUAUUGAAAACGUGAGAACAGGCAUAGGCUACAGAGUUUUGCAAAGUAACGUUCAUUAAGCAGAAUUACAAUACGAUUAUUCUUCAUGUAGAUCAUUUUACUUGAAACCUGAAAUUAUUUCGGUC
Messenger RNA from Carassius carassius (crucian carp), 1689 nucleotides. RefSeq names its product forkhead box protein B1-like. Gene Ontology annotation, molecular function: RNA polymerase II cis-regulatory region sequence-specific DNA binding; DNA-binding transcription factor activity, RNA polymerase II-specific. Lineage: Eukaryota; Metazoa; Chordata; Actinopteri; Cypriniformes; Cyprinidae. The record is from RefSeq and is a predicted model, not a curated record. The coding region runs from base 413 to 1306 and encodes 297 amino acids. Gene Ontology annotation, biological process: cell differentiation; regulation of transcription by RNA polymerase II; anatomical structure morphogenesis. The transcript has a single exon.